UGGUUGCUGCUUCUCCGGCUUCUCCCUCAGUGCUGCUUUACCUCCGCUGCUAUUCCGUUACAGCGGGGCAAAAUGGCGGCUGUCAUUCAGAAUCCUCUGAACGCGUUGGGUGACCAGUUUUACAGAGAAGCCAUCGAGCACUGUCGCAGCUAUAAUGCUCGUCUGUGUGCUGAGCGCAGCGUCCGCCUGCCCUUCCUCGACUCUCAAACCGGCGUCGCCCAGAACAACUGCUACAUCUGGAUGGAGCGUCAUCAUCGUGGACCAGGUUUGGCAGCUGGCCAGAUGUAUACAUACCCUGCCCGCUGCUGGAGAAAGAAGAGGAGGUUACACACUUCCAUGGAUUCAAGCCUUCACCUCUACGGUCUAAAUAUAGAUAAUGGCCUGACAGCAAAAGAUACUUUGCCUACACCAAGCACUACGCUGGAGGCUUUGCUGAGAGGGGAUGGCUUGGACAAGAGGAACAGCACCAGAGACGAGGACCUGCUGGAGAUUCAGAGAGUAUUGGAGGCUGACGCCAACGAGGAUGGUUACCAUGACGAUGAAGACUUUGAAGUGGACAUACCAAAAAGGAAACACCGGGGAAAAGGCAGAGGUCGAGGCUCAGGACGCCGAAGGACGGACCACAAUGACCAAGAUAAGCCAUAUAUCUGUGAAAACAGAUACAAACAAAAGCAUAACUCAAAAACUUCAGCUUCAGUCUGUGGGAAACGCUACAGGAAUCGCACUGGCUUAAGCUACCACUAUGGCCAUAGCCACAUUGCCGAUAAGGAAGGACCUCAAGCCAGAGACCAAGAGCCAUCACAGUCUCCAGCCAUCAACCACCGUCCUCACAGUCGCAAAUAUCAGAAGAGUCCAGAUGACGCUCAUACACUGAACAAUUUCUGCAAAGUUUGUCAAGUACAUUCAGACUCCAAGCUGAAAGAUGGCAAGUGCUCCAAGUGUAGCUGCUUAGGUGGACAUGAUGAAUCAAGAGAAGAGAAGCCUUAUGCUGGAGCGGAGGAGCUGUUUGGUGCCAGUUCUGAGAGUGACACUUCUACAUUUCAUGGCUUUGAGGAGGAUGAGCUGGAAGAGCGCCUGUCUAACAGCGGCGAGACCUCUCCAAAGGGCAGAUAAAGAACAGUUUAAAAGACAUGCCGUUCCUUUCAAACACAGCGCAUCCCCCUGCAAAAAUUCUGCUGCUUCUUUUUAAAGGGUUUAUUUGUUUGUUUGUUUGUUUGUUUGUUUGUUUGUUUGUUUGUUUUUCCCCUCUCCCUUUUAUUGGAAGCACAAGUCAUAGUAUCAGAAGAUGAUGUGUGAAAGUUUUAUCUUCCUUUUAAUGAGUUGUGGAUAUUAUUAUUAUUAUUAUUAUUAUUAUUAUUAUUAUUAUUAUUUAUACAUUAAGAGCAAAUAGGAGUAGUUUUUUUUGUUUGUUUGUGUUUUUGUUUUUUUAAUUUUAAGAAACUUUUCUAUUGUAUUUUUUUUUUUCCCUUGAGGGGAAAUGAUGGUAUAUUAUAAACGCCGUAAUGGACAGAGAUUAAUUGCAGAUUUAUUACUGGAAUCAUUUUCCAAGACUGAAGACAAAAACAUUAACAAAAAACAACAACAACAAAAACUGAAAGGAGACCUUGCCCUGUUAAGGAGUACAAGUCAGCGAAGAGAAGACGUGAGCUUCAAAAUAAACUGCUAGUGUUUCAUGUCACUGGAAUUGCCAAGGGAUGCAACCGUGAUCUCCUCAAUAAGUCAACUGGGUACUUAAUCUUGUGUACUGUGACUGUGCCAAAAUGAAGUUGGGACAACUUUUAAGGAGAGGAGUUGCAGAUGUACUGUCUCUCAUCCUGCUUUGGAGAUUAAGGAGCUAUUGUGAAGAAGAAAUGAUCUGAAUCAACUGUGUAAAUGUGGGAGACUUUGGCUAUAGAAAGUUUAAAGAUGGCCUCCUUCACAUGCAUUGACAUUUCUUUGGUCGGAUAUUGAGAGUUCCAAUGAACAGUUCCCUACUAAUCAUAGGGUUGGCGGUUCAAUUCCUGGCCCACGUGACGCCACAUGCCGAAGUGUCCUUGGGCAAGACACUGAACCCCAAGUUGCUCCUGAUGGCAAGUUACCGCCUUCCAUGGCAGCUCUGCUACCAUUGCAGAGAGAGGAGCUGUAGUGAAGGAGGAAGGAGAGAUGAGUUACUCUUGGAAAUAAAAUAAAAACAUUCCCAGAGUCUCAAUCCACCUCUUCAGUCUUCUGAAUGUCUGAGCCAGUGAAACCGAGGAAGCCUCUGUGCAGCCAGACAAACACCAGACUCGCACUCAUGGACAAGUAUUGAUCGAUUUUAUUUUAUUUUAUUUUAUUUUAUUUUUUAAACCUCUCGGACUGCUGCUGCUCCCCUCGUGUUGGUCUGCAGCCUGAAUCUGAGACUGUGAUCAGAGCCAUAUGAAACUCUUCCUCCACUCUCUGUACUGCAGGAGUUUCAGACAGUCUAGGAGAGAUUCCUGUUCUAGCUUUACAGUGUCACUUUGGUUAGGUUACAACCUCAAGCUCUGUACUUAAUAUGAAUACUUCUGUUUUAUUCAGGUUCUUUACAGCCAUUGUAUGAUUUUUGUUGCAACAUAAACAUACAGUAUGGUCUGUGAGAUGUCAUGUUCACACAUUUAAAGAAAAGUGAGAUGUUCCAGUUGUACUGAAAGCACAAUGCCUUCCUGCUACCUUUACUUUACCGUGUGGCUUUAAACUCUACUCUGAUUGGUUGGGUGACCUUGCGCUUACAGCUAUGUUCUGUUUUCACCACCAUCAUGUUACCAUUUUUCUUCUUCUUUUUUUUCCCCCUGCAAAUGUGUGAACAUGACAUAAAAGCGAGAGAGAGAAUAUUUGUGUCGCUUUCUUUCCACAGCCCUGGUGCACAAAAUUUCUAUUCUGAAGCAACGUUGUGACUAGUAUUGCGCUGUGUUUAAUCCAGUCUCUCAGGGGAAGAUGAUCCUGACAGCCAUAUUUAAAACACACCACUAUAGAAUCCUCCAAAUGUGGAUCUUUUCAAACUGCAAUUUGAAUGUUUUAUUUCUACUGAUUUACAUUUCACUUGUCUUGAUGGAAAUAUUCUCUACAGGCUCUUCUACCCCGUCUUGUAUUUGGGCCUCGAUACCUGCUCAGGCGUUUUUCUUUGAAAUGUAGGACUGCUCUUUCCAUGCAGGUGCUGUAUACUGUAUAGUCAGGCUUUUAUUAUGCAUUCGGAAAAGGAUGAAGCUAACGUUAAGCUAAUCACACACUGAUAGGGUGUGACACUGAGGAACAAGCUGAGACUGUGACCCAGCAAAACCUUCCACCUCAUAGAACAACCACUAAUGAAAACACGUGACAGGAUUGUAGUUCAUGUGAGCUACGGGUUGCUGUUUAAAAAAAAAAAAAAAAAAAAAAAAAAAAAAAAAAAAAGGUAACAAUGACGUAUGGUCUAUUUGUUUUGAUUAUUUUCCCAGGCAUUGGCAUCAUCAAAUCAGAACAAAGUCAGCUCCAUCACAUUACAAGGAACAAAGUAGGGAAUAAAACACGAUGAUGUGGUGUGCUGGUCUAGGAUGAUUUUCCUAUAACGGCACAUUCCAUAGUGUGUGAUUCCUCUCAUACCACAGCGAUAUGCCAAGGAUUACAAAUUUUCAUUUAUUAAUGAAUGACACUUUUGCGCUUUUUAUCCCGAUAUAGUUAUGGACCAUCCAUGAAACAAAUUCACUCCUGAUACUCAAGACUAGGGAUGGGCGAUAUGGACUUAAAACUAGAUCAAGGUAUUUUCUGGUAUUUAUUAUGAUAAUGAUGUUUGUGACAACAUUAAUAUAGUACCAUUCACCGCUGUUUUUUAAAAAUUUUUUUAUUUAAUUUACUAGUAAAAUGAUGUUAUCUUGUUUUCUGAAAAGAAAAGAACAAUCUCAAUUGAGUUUUUGCUUAAAACAAGCAAAAUGAUCUGCCAGUGGGGUAAGAAAAAUAAUCAUCUUCAAAUGGAAAACUGGAUUACUUUUCUCGUUUUAUGGUCGUUUGCUGGACAUCUGAUUUUCUGUAACCAAACCGGUUCCAGAUUGUAGAGGGAGCUCCUCAUUUAGUGAUAAACUCCUCCUCAGCUUCACGUCCGCGUUCCGCCAUGCUCGUCUUCGGUCUGCACCUGAGCUGCGAACGGGUCGCAGACCGUCGCACACAGAAAUACAGCAUCAACUAGGCUUUAUCGUUAUUAUCGCGGGAAGACUUUCUACCGGUAUAUCGCAAACGAUAAGAUAUCACCCAUCCCUACUCGAGACUCCUUCUAUAAAUGUUAAACGCCUCUUAACAAAAACUUCCCUACAUCAACGACUAUACAAUUUUCUUUGUUAAAUAACAACCCGGUUUUAAAAAAAAAUCCUAUUAUUAUGUGAAGUGUCCACUGUACAGGUCCCUAUGUAUGAGCGGUCAUAUGAGAACUAGCGCAUUAAUCUCAACCUGUCAUUUAUGUUCCAGCCAGAAACUACUGUCAGAGCAACUGGUAAAGAAAAAUGAAUCCGUAUAAAUUCUGAUUCAAGAAUUCAACAGCGCUGUGGUACAAAACAGAUAACGCAGGCAUGUAACACAUUGUACAUUUCAUGACCAUGAAUUAAUCAAGAAUCAUAGGAUUGAGUCUUCCUCAUGAUCAUGGGAAAAAUCCAUGUUCUUUCUUCUUUUUUUAAUUUUUAUUUAUUUUAUUGAGCAUAAUGUCUUACUUUUUCCCCCCAUACAUUUUAUAUUAGAAUAAUUGGUUAGUGCACUCAAGGAGCUCUGUGAAAAGCUGUGUGUAUUUGAAAAGAGUGUCUUAUGACGUUUGAGUGAUUUUUAUUAUUAUUAUUAUUAUUAUUAUUAUUAUUAUUAUUAUUUUCCCCCACUGUUUCAUGGUUCUCACCAACACUCAGCCGGAUUUCCUGUAUUGUCAGAAACAGUCCAUGUGUAAUCAGGCACCGCUGGGAUCGUCUUUGCGGCUGGACGGGUCACCCAGCGAUUCAAGUCGGCUUAAGUAGAGGAAACGCACCUUUUUAUAUUCUAUACAUUUUCCCCCUCCAAUGAAGUCUAACGGUGCUGAUCUAAACCGUCAUUACGUCUGGCAUGGUGAAGAGGUUGGCACUCCAGGGUACAUGUUUAUUUCAGAAUAUGUUUAAAAAAAUAAAUAAAUAAAAAUAAAGAAUCUGCACCUAACGUUAUGGCACAUAGAUUAACACUUGAUGUGAAUAACACUCCACCUACGUGUAGGCAAGAAGACUGUGAGUGCCAUGUAUUGUUUAUUCCUCACAUAUCUGAACCCUGUUCCCACACUGUGGUUCUAAUAUGAUUUAUAUGCAGUUGGUGAAUUAGGCAUAAUGCUGUGAUGUAAAUUUUGAAUGCUUUUUGUUUUGUUUUUUGUUUUCUUUCUUUUUGAAAACAUUUAUUUAUGUUUAUGCAAGAAUAUUGUUGGCUUUGUCUACUGCACAUCUCGUUAAGACUAUUUCAGGCCUGCAAUGUUAAUUGUGAGUUUUCACGUCUAGAGAUAUGAAGGUUACCAAACGAUGCACAGUGAAUGAGAGAAACGUGUACAUGACGACGGCUUACACAUCAACAUGGACUGGUGCGCAAACGUGCACACGUAACAACAGACACACUCAACAAAUCCCCUCAGGUACCAUAACCGCACACUCAACAAGAGCAUGAGGAAUGAUUCUCUGGAAUAAGAAACAUUUUGUCAGUCAGAUUUCUUGACUCGUAUCUACAGAUUUUAAGGAACGGUGUGCAUUUGCUGAUCUUCCAGGCAGUGGAUCUUGUGCACUUUUUUGAACAACUAAUGCUCCUGCUGAGGGGUUAUGAUCGAUUAUUACGAACAUUAUGAUGAACUUUAAGCAAUUGAUCUGUCUAAUAUUUUCUGCUAAUACGUUUAUAGUCACUUCUGUACCUCAGAAAAGUCAAUGAGCAAUAGGCCUGUGUUUUUUCUGCAUUCCUGGGGUUGGAACAAGAGCCAAUUUGAGGUGAAGGAGUUUGAACUGAUUAUUUUGUCUGCAUCUGUACAUAAUAUAAUCCAAAUGAAGUCUUUGUUAGUUGUUAUUUUUAUUGUGACGAAAGGAAUUAAAGAAUGAAUUAGAGGUG
This is a messenger RNA of Ictalurus punctatus (channel catfish), 6054 nucleotides long. RefSeq names its product zinc finger protein DPF3. Gene Ontology annotation, cellular component: nucleus. NCBI's taxonomy places the organism in Eukaryota, Metazoa, Chordata, Actinopteri, Siluriformes, Ictaluridae. The coding region runs from base 73 to 1113 and encodes 346 amino acids. The transcript has 12 exons. The record is from RefSeq and is a predicted model, not a curated record.